Messenger RNA from Daldinia decipiens, 3598 nucleotides. Its product is annotated as C-type lectin protein. The transcript is spliced from 13 exons. The record is from RefSeq and is a predicted model, not a curated record. Bases 725 to 3343 code for a protein of 872 amino acids. NCBI's taxonomy places the organism in Eukaryota, Fungi, Ascomycota, Sordariomycetes, Xylariales, Hypoxylaceae.
CUAUUCUGGCCCGUGAUUUGUUAUUCUCCUUUAACAUCCCACUCUCAUGAUUAUAGUCUAGUUUGACUUGCAGCAUUUUAUGACAAAACAAAUUCCGUCUCCUCAGUUCUCAACUAUCCAAAUUCCGGGAUACACAUUGAUGUGCCGCCCAAGACCCUUUCUUGGCAACCCGAAUUACCGUAUCAUCUUGCCGUAAGAAGGCAUGGAUAGAUACCAGCCCCAUCCGCCUUUUCACUCUUGUUCUCGGAUCCUACAUACCUCAUUUACAUAUCGUGGUAGUCAAAUAGUAUAUCCAGGAUGGCCGCCGUGGAUGCAGCUUGACCGAACGCUUUUAGGGCUGACGUACCUAGGAACUUCGUCGCUAGUCCAACCACAUCCAGACUGGGACCUCUUAGUCCCCGACUGACAUCACCAUUAUUAUCCUUGUUCCCUUGUUCCCUUGCUCCCCUUAUUAGCGGCAGAGAGUGUGGCCUCGCAGCUAGGUUUGUCCGGCUUCUCAUCUCACAAUAUGCUUUUCGUACUAGGUCUAAGUAGGUACAUAUUCCUGUAUUGUAACUCUCAUGUUACGCCAUUCAGACUUUACAGUCGUCCCAAUUGAAAUUUAUAUAUAUAUAUAUAUUACCUACGAUAUCCUCACCCCUGCAGAAUCGUGAAACUACCCUCUAAGCUUAGCAACCAUCAUCUCUUGUGUAAUAAGGCAAUUUUAUCAUCACCACCACCAGCUAUGCCAUCUAUUGUCGAGUCACCGUAUGAGCCUCAGAUACCCAACCCGGAGUACAGGUUAGAAAAGGGUGCUGGCCUAACCGCGGGACGACGUUCAAAUGUUGAUAUUACUGACAUACGGCAAACCGCCGUCGAAAUUAACCUAAAAGAGGAAAUCCAUAAGUUACUGCGCCCUCAGGAGGGACCCCGGAAAUUACCGACCUUGCUACUCUAUGACGAGAAAGGUCUACAACUAUUUGAAAAGAUCACAUAUUUAGAAGAGUACUAUUUAACAAAUUAUGAGAUCCAAGUCUUGCGGCGUUCGGCUAUUGCCAUUGCUAAGUCAAUUCCGUCCGGAUCUUUGGUGCUCGAGUUAGGCAGCGGCAACUUGAGGAAGGUUACUCUUUUGCUUCAAGCCCUCGACGACGCCGGCAAGAAGAUCGAUUAUUAUGCUCUUGAUUUGUCAGAAGAUGAGUUGUCAAGAACUCUAGCUCAAGUCCCAAAUUUCCGUCAUGUCCGGUGUCACGGAUUAUUAGGAACAUACGAUGACGGCCGUGAAUGGUUAAGGAGGCCGCAGAUCGCCCCCAAGCGAAAAUGUGUUUUAUCUCUUGGGUCUAGCAUUGGUAACUUCCACCGGGACGAAGCAGCCUCGUUCCUGAGAGGGUUCGCCGAUGUUCUCCAGCCAGCGGAUAGCUUUCUGAUUGGGUUGGACUCCUGCACAGAUCCCUCCAAAGUCUAUCACGCAUACAACGACAGACACGGCAUCACGCAUAGGUUCCUCCUGAAUGGACUCUCUCAUGCAAAUGAAGUUCUUGGACAUAAGGCAUUUGACCUUGAUGACUGGCAGGUCAUUGGUGAAUACGUCUAUGACAUCGAAGGAGGACGCCACCAAGCAUUCUACUCGCCACCACGAGACACUGUAGUCUUGGGAGAGACGGUCAAGGCCCAGGAACGUAUCCAAGUCGAACAGAGUCUAAAGUACUCGGAAGAGGGCUACAGGAAUUUAUGGCGGUCUGCUGGCAUGGUCGAAGCUGAUCGCUGGAUGACCGAAGAAGAAGACUACGGUCUUCAUCUUCUAACCAAGCCAAACAUGAACUUUAGCCCUAACCCUUCGCAAUAUGCCCGCUCUCACAUCCCAUCUCUGGGGGACUUUGAGGGUCUAUGGGAUACAUGGGAUAUCGUCACUAGACGCAUGUUGCCUAACGAGGAGCUAUUAGACAAGCCCAUCAAGCUUCGGAAUGCAUGCAUUUUCUACCUUGGUCAUACCCCCACGUUCCUUGAUAUUCAAUUGACCAAGACCACCAAGAAUCCUCUUACAGAACCAGCUUUCUACUCCACAAUCUUCGAGCGAGGGAUAGACCCAGACGUUGAUAACCCGGAUAUCUGCCAUCAACAUUCGGAAAUUCCAGACGAAUGGCCACCUGUCGAGGACAUCAUAGAGUACCAGGAACGGGUACGGGAUAGGCUAAGAAGCAUUUAUUCCGUUGGUCUAGAGAAUAUCCCUAGAAAUGUCGGAAGAGCUAUUUGGGUGGGUUUCGAGCACGAAAUCAUGCAUUUGGAGACACUACUCUAUAUGAUGCUACAGAGUGACAAGACUCUCCCGCCGCCUCAUACAAAGCGGCCGAACUUCGAAGCUCUAGCUCAGGAUGCCUACGCGGCGAGAGUCAGCAAUGAUUGGUUUGAUAUACCUGAGCAAGAGCUCACAAUCGGACUCGACGACCCCGAUCAUGUGCAAAACUCAACUAAUCACUUCGGAUGGGACAAUGAGAAGCCACCUAGGCGCGUACGAGUACACGGCUUCCAAGCUAAGGGAAGGCCUAUUACUAACGACGAGUACGCGCUAUAUGUGUACAAUACCAAGACAGAAAACCCUCCUGCCUCUUGGGCCGACGAGGGCCUAAACCAUAAUGAUGGCUCUAAUGGCUCUAAUGGCCAUGAAGUCAAGGAAACAAACGGCCAUAGCAACGGAGCCAGUAGCCAGCAAACUAUUCCUGCAUCAUUCUUGGAGGGUAAGAGCGUGCGUACGAUCUAUGGGCUGGUACCGCUUAAGUAUGCGCUCGACUGGCCAGUACUUGCAUCCUAUGAUGAGCUCUCAGGAUGUGCUACAUGGCUAGGAGGCCGAAUCCCCACGUUCGAGGAAGCUCGGAGUAUCUACUUUUAUGCUGAUAGCAUGAAGAGGAAAGUAGCAGAACGCCAGCUAGGCAGCACUGUCCCGGCAGUCAAUGCCCACUUGGUCAAUGACGGCGUUGAGGAAACCCCACCAUCAAGUACUGCACAGGCCGUCGAUGGCGGUUCAUCUGAAAAUGACGAACUGUUCAUCGACCUCGGCGAUGCUAAUGUGGGCUUCCGCCAUUGGCAUCCCGUGGCCGUGACCGCUCACGGCAACCGCCUUGCGGGCCAGGCUGAGAUGGGAGGCGUAUGGGAGUGGACCAGCUCCCCGCUCAGGCCGCACGAGGGUUUCCAACCUUUAACCCUCUAUCCAGGGUAUACGGCCGAUUUCUUUGAUGAGAAGCAUAAUAUCGUACUUGGCGGGUCCUGGGCUACCCACCCUCGUAUCGCGGGAAGGAAGACAUUUGUAAACUGGUACCAGCGCAACUACUUGUACGCUUGGGUCGGCGCGAGACUCGUCCGCGACCUCUAAGAAAGGAGCUAGCUAGUGAGACAGUCUGCCCUAGUAGUUCAGGACAUUAACCCAGUUCCAACAACUGGUAAAAUUCAGCCAAAUUCCACUCACUCAUACACCAAAAUGGUGUGUGUACCGCGGCGUCUAGAGCGGAUUCAACAUCCACUCAGCAACCUGCAGUCAACCAGCUAUCUAUCCAGCACAGUACAGUAUCAAUCUAUAAGGAAUCCCUCCUACUUCAGGGACGCAAUAGGAAAAGGUAGGGGUAUGUGG